AUGGCUGAACAGCCCGACUUUGGUCGAUUCGACGUUCUUCUGCUCGACAUUGAGGGCACCGUCUGUCCCAUCUCCUUUGUCAAGGAUGUCUUGGUGAGCCCAGCCCGUCUAUUUAUAGUGCUGCCCGCUUCUUCAACUCCUCUCCUUCUUCGUCUCCCUCUCUUCGUCCCGUCCAACGCAGCAGAAAAAAAGUGGCUGACUUUUGAUGGGCCCUUUGCGCAGUUCCCCUACGCACUCAAUGUCCUGCCCGACUUCUUAGCGGAGCAGUGGGACGAGCCGAGCUUUGCUGGCUACCGCAAUGCGUUCCCCGACGACUAUCGCAAUGACCGCAGCGCCUUCGAGGCUCACGUCCGGGACCUGGUCGCCCGAGACGUCAAGGCGCCGUACCUAAAGGCCCUCCAAGGCCAUCUCUGGACAAAGGGCUAUGAAUCGGGAGUCCUCAAGGCUCCACUCUUCCCUGACGUGCCACCCUUCAUCACCAACGCCCAUGCGGCCGGCAAGAAAAUCAUGAUAUACUCGUCCGGAUCGGUGCCGGCCCAGAAGCUGCUCUUCGCUCACACGACUGCCCAGCCCCCCGACAUGAGCGUCGUGAUUUCUGACUGGUUCGACACCGUCAAUGCGGGGCCCAAGACCGACGUGGCUAGCUACACCACUAUCCUGUCUCAUCAUCCGGACAUCAGCCCCGCACGUUGGAUCUUCCUGAGCGACAACCUCAGCGAGGUCGACGCCGCUCGUCAGUCAGGCAUGCAUAGCAUCCCAGCCGUCAGACCGGGCAACGCACCUCUGCCUUCCCAUCAUCCGCUGUCCGAGUUUGCAGUCUCCGAGUUCACCCCGGCCUCCAUUGCACAGGCUGCAGCUGCCAUUGCUGCGAAAACCUCGGCUUGA
Trichoderma gamsii is the source of this 885-nucleotide messenger RNA. RefSeq names its product enolase-phosphatase E1. NCBI's taxonomy places the organism in Eukaryota, Fungi, Ascomycota, Sordariomycetes, Hypocreales, Hypocreaceae. The transcript has 3 exons. Bases 1 to 885 code for a protein of 294 amino acids. Gene Ontology annotation, molecular function: magnesium ion binding; acireductone synthase activity. The record is from RefSeq and is a predicted model, not a curated record.